Molecule: messenger RNA, 1020 nt
Organism: Hypanus sabinus (Atlantic stingray)
Lineage: Eukaryota; Metazoa; Chordata; Chondrichthyes; Myliobatiformes; Dasyatidae
Exons: 4
Biological process (GO): nucleosome assembly
Cellular component (GO): nucleosome
Molecular function (GO): structural constituent of chromatin; DNA binding; protein heterodimerization activity
Source: RefSeq, a predicted model, not a curated record
AUGUCUGGCAGAGGGAAAGGAGGCAAAGGACUGGGCAAAGGCGGAGCCAAGCGGCACCGUAAAGUGCUCCGUGAUAACAUCCAGGGCAUCACCAAACCGGCCAUCCGGCGUCUGGCUCGCCGUGGCGGCGUCAAGCGGAUCUCGGGUCUGAUCUACGAGGAGACCCGCGGGGUGCUGAAGGUUUUCCUGGAGAAUGUGAUCCGGGAUGCGGUCACCUACACUGAACACGCCAAGCGCAAGACGGUCACUGCCAUGGAUGUGGUGUACGCUCUGAAACGCCAGGGCCGCACUCUCUAUGGCUUCGGCGGCUGAAAAACUCCCACUGCCUCCUGAGCACAACACAAAGGCUCUUCUAGAAGCAGAAUGGCCCGCACCAAGCAGACAGCGCGCAAAUCGACUGGCGGAAAAGCUCCUCGCAAACAGUUGGCGACCAAAGCGGCGCGGAAGAGCGCUCCUGCCACCGGCGGAGUGAAGAAGCCUCAUCGCUACCGGCCCGGCACCGUGGCUCUGAGGGAGAUCCGGCGCUACCAGAAAUCCACCGAGCUGCUCAUCCGCAAACUUCCCUUCCAGCGCCUGGUCCGGGAGAUCGCUCAGGACUUCAAAACCGAUCUGCGUUUCCAGAGCUCGGCCGUCAUGGCCCUGCAGGAGGCAAGUGAGGCUUACCUGGUCGGGCUCUUUGAGGACACUAACCUUGCCUUGAUUGUCAUCAUGUCUGGCAGAGGGAAAGGAGGCAAAGGACUGGGCAAAGGCGGAGCCAAGCGGCACCGUAAAGUGCUCCGUGAUAACAUUCAGGGCAUCACCAAACCGGCCAUCCGGCGUCUGGCUCGCCGUGGCGGCGUCAAGCGGAUCUCGGGUCUGAUCUACGAGGAGACCCGCGGGGUUCUGAAGGUUUUCCUGGAGAAUGUGAUCCGGGAUGCGGUCACCUACACUGAACACGCCAAGCGCAAGACGGUCACUGCCAUGGAUGUGGUGUACGCUCUGAAACGCCAGGGCCGCACUCUCUAUGGCUUCGGCGGCUGA